This is a messenger RNA of Racocetra persica, 329 nucleotides long. Lineage: Eukaryota; Fungi; Glomeromycota; Glomeromycetes; Diversisporales; Gigasporaceae. The record is from the annotation of a GenBank genome assembly.
AGACUGAACCAGGCGAAGAGACUAAACUGGUUGAAGAUAUUGAAAUUUCGGGCGAAGGCACUAAACUUUUUGAUUAUUGUACUAAACAAUUAUCGUAUAAUGGCACUGAACAACCAAUAUGGUUGGGUGAUAUUUCUGGAUCAUCAUUAUUGGGUGUAGUUGAGAUUAAAGAAAAUAUGGACCCAAUGUGGACUGAUAACGAUGAGGUCAAAGAAAGCCAGCGAAAGCAAAGAGAGGAAAGCCAGCAAAAGCAAAGAGAGGAACCAACGAACGCAAAGGAGGUAAAGCCAACGAAUUCAAAAAGCCAGGAUACUAAUAACCUAAACUAG